Rhagoletis zephyria (snowberry fruit fly) is the source of this 711-nucleotide messenger RNA. Its product is annotated as probable peroxisomal acyl-coenzyme A oxidase 1. Lineage: Eukaryota; Metazoa; Arthropoda; Insecta; Diptera; Tephritidae. Gene Ontology annotation, molecular function: acyl-CoA oxidase activity; fatty acid binding; FAD binding. Gene Ontology annotation, cellular component: peroxisome. The record is from RefSeq and is a predicted model, not a curated record. Gene Ontology annotation, biological process: fatty acid beta-oxidation using acyl-CoA oxidase; lipid homeostasis.
CUUACAGAAAACUACCUCUAUAAGGAUCUCAGAGAUGGUCACAUGCACGACUACCUAUCACAUGAAGAUGUUUACCAUCUGGCACUGAAGGAUGUCACCGAAGCAUCAAAAAAGUUACAAAAAUUGCAAGCGCUGCGCAAUCCAGGUGGCAAUGAUAUUUGGCCGAAAUUACUCUACAGCUUUCCGGGUCAAGCACUGAUGCCUAUUAACCAUCCUUUUGGCACGCACAUAACAAUGUUUGUUGAUGUGAUUUUCAGCCAAGGAACACCAGAGCAAAUCGAAAAAUUUGGCAAACCUNGAAGAUGGUCAUCGAAUUACCUAUUGCAGGCUGCCACAAUAGCAACACGCUACUCGGCAGUUAGACGACAGAGUCCGAUUAAUACCAAUGAGCCUGAACCGCAAAUCAUCGAUCAUGUAACGCAGCAGUAUAAACUCUUUCCGGAAAUAGCCAACGGCAUAGCCUACCAUCUUGCCGCUAAACACAUGUGGGAAAUGUACGAAUUGACGCUGAAAGAGAUCGCCGCUGGUGAUUACUCACGCAUGACAGACAUGCACAUAAUUUCGUGUGCACUGAAAGUGCUUUCCACCACGGAUGCCUCUUUCGGCAUCGAACGUCUACGCUUGGCUUGUGGCGGUCAUGGCUAUCUGUCCUCAACUAAUUUUAGUGCCAUCUACGGCGAUGCUGUCGCUGCAUAUACUUAUGAGGGUGAA